Manihot esculenta (cassava) is the source of this 934-nucleotide messenger RNA. RefSeq names its product non-specific lipid transfer protein GPI-anchored 16. The record is from RefSeq and is a predicted model, not a curated record. The transcript has 4 exons. NCBI's taxonomy places the organism in Eukaryota, Viridiplantae, Streptophyta, Magnoliopsida, Malpighiales, Euphorbiaceae. The coding region runs from base 133 to 756 and encodes 207 amino acids.
CCUCCAAUUAUAUUUUUUUAAACCCUGUCAAGCUAUAAAUGCUUUUCUUACCCCUAUCAAACCUAAUUCAGUUCCAAACUCAUUUCUCCUAUUCACAGAGCUUUCUCAGCUAGCUUUCCUUGGUAGAGAUUCAUGGAAGGGUUCAAGAUUCCCCAAUUGAUUGCAAUAAUAUCGGUUCUUCUAGUCAUUUCAGUGAAAGGGCAAAUCAGCACACCAUGCACCAGCUCAAUGAUCACCAGCUUCACCCCCUGCAUAAAUUACAUCACUGGAAGUAGCAGCAAUGGCAAAUCACCAACUGCAAGCUGCUGCAAUGCAUUGGCGUCUCUGACGAGCACAAACAUGGAUUGUGCUUGUCUAAUAAUAACGGCUAGUGUCCCUGUUCAAGUCCCAAUUAUCCGUACACUAGCAAUCUCUCUCCCCCGAGCAUGCAACAUGAGUGGUGUGCCAUUACAGUGCAAAGCUUCUGGCACUCCUUUACCAGCCCCAGGUCCCGUCUUGCUAGGGCCAACUCUUCCACCUCCAGCUGCUGCUGCUCUAAGUCCACGAGCUUCCAAAGCAGUGGCACUAGCUCCAGCACCAGCAUCUGAAACCACCCUUCCGUUGACACCACCAUCCCCACCAGUGCAAAUAAUGGCUCCCCCAACAACUACAGGGAUUCGACCUGUGCUAUACCCCUCAGCAUCAAUGCCUUCUCACAUUGCUCCGCCAAUUUCUCUGCUUCUAUUUAUAUCAAUCAUGGUUUUGAAAUGCUAUUAAAUAUUUUGCUACGUUUUUGACAUGGCAUUUCUUAGUUCUGGGUUCAAGUUAAAUCUGGUUAAAAUCAGCUUAUUGUCAUGUCAUCCAAGAAAAAAAGGCCAGAGAUGAAGGGGGAAAAUAUUCAAUGUCAAUUAAUUAUACACUUUUUCACAAAGAAAAAUCACUUGAUUGGCUGUUA